GGAAGGUGGGAGAUGGGAGAUGGGAGAUAGGUGGUAGUGGGAGGGGUGGGGGUGUAGAAUCGUUCGAAAGGGUCGUUUCGGCUGCGCCGCUGCUCGGUCGAUGGUGGCUCCACCAAGUGUCAACUUCUCGAAAUCUCAUGAUCGUUCGUUGGAAGCAGGGACAGUGCGCCCUGACCCGCGGUACGGGCUGAACUUUAGAUCACGGUUGGCCUUUGCAACCCUCGCGUAACACUUAUUCGUCGCAUGGACGAUCUGUCGUUUCAAAACGAUGAAUGAAAGUUUACAUCUACGCGCGCGAAAAUUAACUAACGCGAUUGGUAACGUUGAUUGGAUGUAAUCGAACGAAUUAUUUACGAGUUAUCGUCCCUACGAAAACAUUUAACCAGAAAGAUUUGUGAUGUGAUUGUUAAAUGUGACGUCGUUAUGUAAUAAAGCCUGCGACUCUACGUGCACAGAACAAAAAAAGAAAAAAAAAAAACAGAAAGAAGAAGAAGAAGAAGAAGAAGGAACGAGUUCGUCAACGAUCAUUUCUACGAACCAAUGAGAAUCUCAGCGAGAUCGUACGAGGUGGCUCUAAGGGCCAAAAGAAGAAAAUGUCUUAUCAAGAAUCCACGAGAAAGACUCGCGAGGAAUCGUGAAAUUUCUGAAAGAUGAAAUAAUCUAACGUUCGGAAGAAUUCAAUGAAACAAAUCGCAUAUACAUAUAUAUGUACAAACGUACACCUACAUGUGCAUAGAUAUAUACACAUAUAUGUAUAUACAUAUAUAUAUAUAUAUAAACAUAUAAAUAUAAAGUAUCAACAAGAAGAAAGGAAAAGAAAAAUUUCAGAAGAAUAUAAACUCGAUUCGAUAUAAUUAUCCCGAAUGAUACAUAAUGCCGAUCGGCAAUAGAAAGUACGAUAAAAAAACGAAAGGUACGAGGGAAGAUAUAAUCGUAAUUAGACGUUCGCGAUGUUGAACGUAAUGGCGGCGGCGGCCGUAACAAUGAGUAUACCAUGUAGGGUCGAUCCGACGGCAACGACAGGAAGUAACGGUAGUACCACCACUGGUAGUAGUGGUAGUAACAACGUCACCACUGUACCGGUUGAAAAUCCAACCGUAGAAAAUCUAGCGGAUAACGUUAACGUAUUUGUUGUUGUUAUCAAGGGCAUAAUAAUGGGUAGUAUAAUAACUACUGCAGUUCUUGGAAAUGCAUUGGUGAUAGCUAGCGUUAGAAGGCAUCGUAGAUUACGUGUUGUAACUAAUUGUUACGUCGUUAGUUUGGCGGCAGCCGAUUUGUUGGUAGCAAUGUGCGCAAUGACAUUUAACGCGUCUGUCGAAUUAUCAGGCGGCAGAUGGUUAUUCGGACGUUUCAUGUGCGACGUAUGGAACUCCCUCGAUGUUUAUUUCUCAACGGCCUCGAUCCUACAUCUUUGUUGCAUCAGCGUUGACAGAUAUUAUGCGAUCGUUAGUCCACUCGAAUAUUCUGUCAUUAUGAGACAAGGUACCGUUGGAUGUAUGCUUGGAAGUGCUUGGAUUCUACCAGCUCUUAUCAGCUUCAUACCGAUAUUUAUGGGCUGGUAUACUACCAAAGAACAUCUUGAAUUCAUGGUUAAAAAUCCUGAGGUCUGCGCAUUCAUAGUGAAUCGUCCGUAUGCCGUGAUAAGUUCCUGCGUGUCCUUUUGGAUACCAGGCCUGGUGAUGAUAGUGAUGUACUGCAAGAUUUACAAGGAGGCGGUGAGACAACGUAAAGCCUUGAGCAGAACAUCGAGCAACAUCGUUUUGAACAGCGUACAUCAUCAUAGAUCGUCCACCAGACAACACCAUCAUCAGCAGAUGCUAUUGCAGGCUGCCGCCGAUACCGGUGAGCUAGUUCUUCACACCGCACAUUGCAAGAUGCCCAACACCAAGCUCCACCCCAUUAACGGUACUUCAAUAAGACAGCAAAGUAAAAGCUGGAGAGCAGAGCACAAAGCAGCGAGAACACUUGGAAUCAUCAUGGGUGCAUUUCUACUCUGCUGGUUGCCAUUUUUCCUUUGGUAUCUAACGACGACACUUUGCGGAGAGGCCUGUUACUGUCCGGACACCGUUGUAUCUGUUUUAUUCUGGAUAGGUUAUUUCAACAGUGCCCUGAAUCCGUUGAUCUACGCCUACUUCAACCGUGACUUUCGCGAGGCCUUCAAGGACACCUUGAAGAGCGCUUUACCCUGUUGCGCCGGAUGUUGGAAGACACCGUCUGAGUUCGUCUAGCGCGAGAGAUCAACAUAAACGGGGCUCAAAUAGAUACAUACAUUCACAUAGACAUACAUACAUAUAUAUAUAUAUAUAUGUAUGUAUGUAUAUAUGUAUAUAUGUAUGUAUGUAUAAAAUUUCUUCCUCUUGAUUCUUUCCUUUUUUAUUUUCUCUUUAUUUCAUUAUUUCUUUCUCCUCGUCUAAUAAAUUUGUCUUUUCAAAUGUUCAUCGACGAACUAAAAAAAAAAAAAAGAAAAAGAAAGAGAAACAACGACGAGGACAAUUCACUUAAUCUUUGAAUAAUCUUUAAAAAGUCAAACAAGAAUGUAAAUCGAUCAUUUAUUGAUGAACUCUUAAUUAACCUUUGGCAGGUUGAGGUCAUUGCCGAGGGAAUAUCUUUUUUAUUCUUUUAUUUUUUUUUAUUUAUUUAUUUAUUUUUUUUUUUUUUCAUUUAGUUAAACACAAGGAGUCAAUGAGAAAUGAUUAUUUAUUUCCGAUCAGAAUUAACACUUUGCAAUACGUGGUCAUUGACACUUCGUUUAAUUGAAUGAAACGAAAUGAGAAAAGAAACAAUCGGCCUCAGAAUAUUUUGUCUAAAAUAAAGUACGAUAAUAAAUGACCAAUUAAUUUAUAUAUUAAUUGUCUUCGGUAUUUACAUACAUUUUGUCUUCUUUUCUUUUCUGUUCUUCUUUUAUUUUUUUAUUUUUUUUUUUUUUUUAAUAUCACUUCGUUAAAAAUCGAACGAGGAAAGGCAAUGAAAGAGGAGGAGAAAGAUGAGAAAUAAAAUGAAUGAGAAAAUAAAUAAAUAAAUAAAUAGGAAACAUGAACGUUCUUUUAUUACAUUAUGUCCGACGAAGAGGAAGAAGAAGAGCCCUGGACUUAUUAUUAGUGAUUUCUCGAUAUAAAGAAGAAAAAGUUAAAGAAAAACAGAAGGAAAGAAAAUGAUGUGAUUUAUCGAUGCUUCCGGUUAAAAGAAGAUAAAUUCUACGGUUGGAUCACCGUACACAGCAUAAACCGUGGGAAAACGAAAGAGAGAGAGAGAGAGAGAGAGAGAGAAAUAGAGAGAGAUAGAGAGAGAUAGAGAUAGAGAGAGAAGGACAGAUGGGAAAGAGUGAAAAAAAAAAGACGUAAACCCGAGUGAAUUUGAUUAAACUCUGUUGACUCUGUAAAUAGAUCGGGAAAAGACUGUAAUACGAGAUAAAAAGCGAGAGGUGCUAAUUAGACAUCGUUAACGAGGACAAGCAAGGCCACGUUAAAGUGUGAUGCGCGAUGCUUACUUGAAAUUAAAAGGAAAAAAAAAAAAAGAAAUAAAAAUAUAAAUAAAAAUACAAAUAAAAAUAAAAUAAAGUAAACGGAAAUAAAGAAUAUAAUAGAAAUAUUCAAAAUAUUUUCCGAGAGAGAGAGAGAGAGAAAGAGAGAGAGAGAGAAAGAGAGAAAAUGAUAUAAAACAAUUGUAAUAAUAAUAAUGAAAAAAAAUUAAAGGAAGAAAGAAAGAAAAAUAUCGAAGCAACGAUGCGAGUGAAGAUGGAUCGAAAAAGUGAAUUUUUUUAUUAUUUUUUUUUUUUCAUUUCUUUUUUCGUUUCUCAUCACACUUUUGAAUUUUGUUCCUUUAUUGCGCGAAUAAGAAUGAUCGGUCUUUUCAAACUCGAGCAACUUCCAGUUGUAUCGUGACAACGUUCAAGAUUACAGUUUUAUUUUAUUCGAAUAUUAUUUUUUAAUCAUUAUUAUUAUUAUUAUUAUUAUUAUUAUUAUUAUUAUUAUUAUUAUUAUUAUUAUUAUUAAUAUCAUCAUCAUCAAUAUUGUGAUGUUUUUAUCUUUAAGAUCAUUAGCAUGCUUUUUCUACUCUCUUCUACUACUAUUUAUUUUAUUUCUUUUUUUUCUUCAAACUUCGAAUGAAAUAAUCGCUUCGCCGCGUUAUCGAAUAUAUUGUAUAAAAAAAAAACAAGAAAGAAAUGAAUUGAAAAAAUAAAGAACAGAAAAAACGCUCCGUCCUUACUCGCGCGAGGCAUCGAUGAUCUCGACGAUUUAAAUAUCUCUGUAAAAAUGUAUCAUAGCAAUAAUUAACGAUGGACUGUAAAUAGCGUAAUAUAUAUGUGUGCGCGCGCGUGUAUGUGUGUGUAAAAGUAAAAUUUAGCGAAUGACUGCGUUUUAAAUAAUCGCGAUGGUGCUCGUUCGUUUUGUAAAUAAUUAGAUUAUACAUAUAUAUAUAUAUAGACUUAUUAAUUAUUAUGAAUUAUUAUUGUAAUUAUUAUGAUGAUUGCGAUUAAGAGGGAUGACUAUCGUUACGUGUCGUACAUAUGUAUAUGUUAAAUCGAUCGUUAUUAGUUUCGAAUAAUAAAAAUUUUAAAGAAUAAAUAAAUGAAUAUAUAUAUAUACAUAUAUAAAUAAGAACAAAAAGUACUAAGCUUUAAAAAAAGACGCCAAUGAGGAGAAUUAAUUGACGAAGAAGUUUUGCAAAAAAAAUAAACCUACACUUCAAUCGUAUUAAUGAUAACAAACGUGAGUGUGAAUUUUUCUUCUUUUUUUAAUAAAAUAUUAAUCUAAUUAACAAGUGAAAACUAUAUCCAGGCAGAUAUAGUUUGUUCUGUUCCUUAAGAUCGUAAACUUAAAAAAAAAAAAAUGUGAUCUCUAUGUCGAGUUAUCGUUUGGAACGUUCGACGAAUUUUUUAAACAAUUCGUUGUAAUUGUUCGUUUUUUCUCUCCCUCUCUCUCUCUCUCUCUCUCUCUCUCUCUCUCUUUCUCUCUUUUUCUUUCUCUUUCUAUUUUAUCUUUCUUUCGACGUAAGUUUCGUAAGCAUGACGUCUGUAGUUAUCGAAACUACGUAAUAUACAAUCGAAAAGGAUGAUUAGAAAGGAAAAAAAAACGAAAAAGAGUGAUAAAAGAAAGAAAUUGCAAUCAAUGAAAGCGACUACUUCGAGUAAUGAGAGAGAGAGAGAGAGAAAGAUAGAAAGAGGAGAGAGAAAGAGAGAAGAGAGAGAGAGAAAAAAAUAUGUGUAUGUGUGAUUCGUGACGAUAAAACGUAAACAACGACUAUAUGAUACGAAAAGUUUUCUAAUCACAUUCCUUUCUCCAUUUUGUUUUUAUUCGUACGUGGAAUCGAUUGUUUAACAUUUUCGAGACACGGUCACGAACAUACUGUAGCUUCUUUUUUUUAUUUAUUUAUUUUAAAUCUUUAUUUCUUUUUAUAUUUGACUAACAACAUUUUUGUCGUUCUUAUUUAAUUCUCUAUAAUCUAAUUUUCUAUUGUUCUUAAAACAACAAAAUAAUAUAUUGUAAAAUUGAUGAUAUGACUAUACAAAUUGAAAUACGAAUGAUAUUGUUCGCUUAAUACAAGCACUAUUUAAUUUUGAAUAUAUACGCUCAUAUAUAUAUAUAUUUUAAUAAUAUUUUGUAUUAUUCAUAGUUUAAUAUUGAACUUUUUAAUAGGAACUAAUUUCUUUGUGAAUUAAUUUUCCGACGAAAAGUCAAUUGCAUGAAAAUUAAAAAUUGAAAUAUAAAUUCAUUAAUUUUGUGACGAAGGAUUAAUUGUUCGGAGAUAACAAUUUAAAAGAUGAAUGAAUUAAUGUCCUGGCAAAGAAAUUAAUUGUGAGUGGAAAAAUAUACAUAUCAAUGUGUAUUUGUUGACUUGAAAGUUAUAUGAAAUUAUAGGGAAUUAAAUAAAAUAGCAAAAGUCAAUGUUGAAUUUUACAAAAGUUAAAUUAUAAAAUCGAAUGAAAAAUAAUCAAUUAAAACUUAGAUAAUUUUCUUAUUCUUCGAUAUUUUUUCUUUUUUAUUUUUUGUAGACAAAUGCAAUCAAUCGAUUUUUGACAAUUUAUUUUUUUCAAUUUCUCUCAAUAACGAAACCACUCGGAGACAACAUUUUUGAAGAUUUUGAUUAUCAAAACAAUGUGAAAAAAUUGGACUCAAUUUUUUUUUAAUAUCUUCUUUUCUUUUUUUUCACAAACGAAUCAAUGUUCCUUUAUAAAUAUCUUAGUUGAUUUGUUCGUUCAAUGAAAUGACAUAGUAAUCACGAAAUGUGAAUUAUGUAGAAGACGUAUCUACUUCGACUCGUGUUUAAUAUAAUUGUGCUAAGUAACCACAACUAGUAGUGACACCUUCUAAUCAACCAUACUCUCUUUGGCUUAUAUUAAAUCAAAGGAAACACCUUGAGAGAACUUGCUUGUCGUUUCAUCUUUGAUCCACCUUUGUCUCCCUCCCUCCCUCUCUCUCUCUCUCUCUCUCUCUCUCUCUCUCUCUCUCUCUCUCUCUUUGUUUUUUGCCAAAAGUCACUUUCCGUUCUCUUUUAGAUCCUACAUUUUGUAUAAAUAAAUAUGAAACACGUUUAAUUAGAAAAUUAUUGAUAAUUCAAAAUAGUUCAUUUUCUAAUCGGAUAUAAAAAAUGGUAUUCAUUUAAGUAAUUAUUUUGUCACGUCAUUAUGUUAUUUAAAGCUACAAAUGAUAAUUUGUUUAUAUCCUCAUUAAUGAUUUUAUGUUUGAAUUCAUUCACUUGUAAUUCUUUAAAUUUAACAAUUAAUUCCUUAAUAUAACACUUGUAUUCUUCAAAUUAGGUUGAAAUUGUUUUCAAGUAGCAAUAAUUGAACAAUUGUUUUGCUAUUGAAGUUAAUUUCAAUAAUAUUCACAUACGAUUUCUUGAAAUAAUAGAAUAACUUUCGGCACAUACUUCAUUAACUUCUUUUUACGAAGAACAGACAGCUUUUAUAAUAAAUUUUCUUCUUCUCUCUCUCUCUCUCUUUCUCUUUCCUCUUACAUUAUUUAACUCUUUUACAUAUUUUCGGUAAUACGAUUUUCCUUUGGAGUAAGAAACAAUAUCAUGCUUUUCAUUGAAUCACUUUUGCGAGAGUCGAGUUAUAGCGGUUCUCUCUUAUAAAACAUUACUAUAAUCUGUAUUAUUAACUCGCUUCUCCAAGUAUAUACAAUUUUCGAAAACACCAGGAAAAUUCUAAUUACGAUGAUUAAAUUUUACAAGAGUUCCUUCUUCCACUCUUCUACGUGUUCCUUAUAUAAACGUAAAAUAACGAGAAGUUGAUUAAUUUGUCAUGACAAAAGAAUCAUCUUGUAUGUAUGUUUAUAUGAUGUAUAUAUGUAUGUGUAUGUGUGUAUGUAUGCGUAUGUAUAUAAAAUGUAAAGUAAAUUACGUUACAUAUAUAUAUAUUUAUUUAUUUAUACAUAUAUAUAUAUAUAUAUAUAUAUAUAUAUAUAUGUAUAAAACAAUUUUUUCUUCUCUUUUUCCUUCCUCGUAAGAAAAAUUAAUUUAAUUUUUAAUAAUCUUGCGAUCCUUCCCUUUCUAUUUUUUUUCAUCAAUCUCAUAUCUUGCAAAAUUUACCACAUAGAUAUUUAAUAUAUUACUAUCUAUGUGAUGAAUUUUAAUUAUUUAUUUAAAUAUAAAUAUAAUAAUAAUAAUAACUUUUAUUAUUAAUAUUAUUAUUAUUAUUAUUAUUGAUAAAAUGGACUAUACGAUGGUGUUUAAUAAAUAUUAAUUUGAUUAAUUGAAAUGAUUGAACGAAUGAUUAUAAAAAAUUUGUAACUACGUAAGAUAGAUCGCGAAAGAAAAUUUUUGUUGGUCCGUAUGAAACACAUUGAAGUUUAUUCACAAAUUGAUUCUUUUUUCAUUUCUUGUAAAUUUAUUUCCUCGAAAUUAUUUUUAAAAAAUUCUAAUUUAAUCGAUUACGAUUUAUAAAAAGACAUGAAUAAAUGAUUAUGAUAAAUGACUUUUGAUUUGCUGAUUUGCAAUUGAUUAUUUUUUUAUUUCGGAAAAUAAUUCUUCGUGGAUUAGAGGAAUGUUAGAGCAAAAAGAAUAGAAAACAGAAAAAAAGAAAUAAAAGAAUAGAAGCAUAAAGAAUCGACUUUGAGUUUACCGUCUCAGUAAUUUUAUCGUACUUUUAAUCGCAUUAAAUCCGUCAAACCCCAAGGGUAUUACGUAUGACGCAUGUAGCAUAUACGAUCAUAGCUUGUAAACACUCAUUUUGUGCAAGAGAGAAAAAUAGAAGAAGAAAGAAAUAAAGAAAGAGAGAAAAAGAGAGAAGAAGAGAAAGAACGUCGAGGUUUUUCGUGAUUUUUAUCGCAUAUAUAAUGAGUACGGUAAACAACGCCAAAAGUAGCUCUUAAAAACUGUAUAAAGAAAGAGAGAGAGAAAAAGAGAAAGAAAAUGGAAACAAAAAAAUAUCCGGAAUUUGUCGUCUAUAAAACAACAUUGUAGCUGAAUAUGGCAUUUAAACGAAUUAGGUGAACAAAAAAAUGAGAUAGAACAGUAUCUACAUUUAAGCAAAUAAACAAUUAAGAGAGCGUUAACGAAGAUGAUAAAGAAAAUGUGAGAAUAAAAAUGAAUGGACGAAUGUAAAAAAUGAAUCAAUGAGAUUACUCUGUCUUUCUGUAUAUGUAUGUAUGUAUGUAUGUAUAUAUGUACGUAUGCAUGUAUGUAUAUAUGUAUGUAUGUACGUAUGUUCGUAUGUAUAUACAUAUGUAUAAAUGUAUGUAUGAGAAAGAUCAAAUAAGAGCGACUUAUUAUGUAAAGUUGAUAAAAAGGAUAAAGAAAAAAGAAAAAAAAAAAAGAAGAAAAAAAAACUUAAAAAAAUAAGCAAAGAUCGGAGAAAUUGUUAAUGAAUAAAUGUUAGAGACUAUCGUAGAAUACGUUAUCCUGCUUCCAAGAGAAUUAAGAGGUAAAUUUGUAAUACAUUAUUCGUCGAAGCACGAUCCGAGAAGUGUUAUAAUAAAAAUUAUCUUGCUCCCUCGUU
Messenger RNA from Vespula vulgaris, 8941 nucleotides. RefSeq names its product octopamine receptor beta-3R-like. The transcript is spliced from 5 exons. The coding region runs from base 951 to 2228 and encodes 425 amino acids. Gene Ontology annotation, cellular component: membrane. Gene Ontology annotation, molecular function: octopamine receptor activity. Gene Ontology annotation, biological process: adenylate cyclase-activating adrenergic receptor signaling pathway. The record is from RefSeq and is a predicted model, not a curated record. Lineage: Eukaryota; Metazoa; Arthropoda; Insecta; Hymenoptera; Vespidae.